GGUGGGUAGUGACGGCUGCUCGGUCUUGAAGGAUCCUAAUCUGGUUUGGGAGGGUGAAGACCGCUGAAAUGUCCAGGCUGCCCGAGGCUCCAUCUUCCACCACCCAACGGUUCUUUUACAGUGGCUCUGAAAUGAGCGAAACUGGAGAAAUUUUCCCUGCUCAGGAAAAGGUAGAGGCAAGGAUUGACUUAAAGAUGGGUAAGAAGAGUGUUACUGAUCAUAAGCUAAAUGUGGACAAAGUAAUUAAAAAUAUUAAUGCAAUUUCUUCGGAGUUGAAGAAGAUAAAAGAGCUCUCCCAGUUAUUGCUUUGUGACCUUAUCCUACAUUUUAAUCAUCCCGUCAAGACUGAGAACUUAACAGAAGCAGAAAGAAACAACCCUUUCUUUGAAGAGUCUAAAAUAUCAGAUGUAUCCCUUGUUUCUAACAGUUUUUCUAUCUGAUUUCUUAUUUGUUAUGAGUUUCUGUUUUUAUUGUUGAACUAACAAAUAUUUGGGAGAGUUGAGUUUACUAAUUUGUAUAUAUAUAAUUUAAAACAAAAUAAAAAUAAUGUAAACAAGCA
This is a messenger RNA of Nomascus leucogenys (northern white-cheeked gibbon), 559 nucleotides long. RefSeq names its product chromosome 2 C5orf58 homolog (gene C2H5orf58). Bases 69 to 440 code for a protein of 123 amino acids. The record is from RefSeq and is a predicted model, not a curated record. The transcript is spliced from 4 exons. NCBI's taxonomy places the organism in Eukaryota, Metazoa, Chordata, Mammalia, Primates, Hylobatidae.